Panicum virgatum (switchgrass) is the source of this 561-nucleotide messenger RNA. RefSeq lists its product as uncharacterized. Bases 1 to 561 code for a protein of 186 amino acids. Lineage: Eukaryota; Viridiplantae; Streptophyta; Magnoliopsida; Poales; Poaceae. The transcript has 4 exons. The record is from RefSeq and is a predicted model, not a curated record.
AUGCAGGUUCCCACGUACGCCAAGUAUCUCAAGGAUAUUCUGGGCAACAAGAAGGUUCUGCCGACCACCGAGGUCGUGCAGCUUACGAAUGAGUGUAGCACAGCUAUACUCAUUCCUCUCCUAGAGAAGAAGAAGAAGCCAGGAUGCCCCACCAUCACAUGUUCAAUCGGAGCUCAACACUUUAAGCACGCUCUUUGUGAUCUGCGAGCAAGCAUCAGCGUCAUGUCAAAGCUAGCAGACCAAUCAGUUCGUCAUCUCGCAGGGAUCGCCAAGGAUAUUCCGCUUGCAGACUCUACAAUCCGGUAUCCCGAAGGGAUAGCCAAGAAUGUCCUGGUCCGCGUGCGAGACUCCUUCGUCCUUGCAGACUUUGUGGUAAUGGACAUAGAGGGUGACCUCGGAAUCGACCUCAUUCUUGGGCAACCAUUCCUGAGGGCUGCCAGAGCAAGGAUCGACAUAGGAAGAGGAGAAAUCUGCUUCCGCAUUGGGAAGGAGGACAUGUUCUUCAAAUUCAAACAAAGAGAAGAGCAUCGCAUCCUGAACCGACAGGAUGACGAAGGGUAG